Penicillium odoratum is the source of this 1035-nucleotide messenger RNA. RefSeq names its product zinc-binding alcohol dehydrogenase family protein. Gene Ontology annotation, molecular function: oxidoreductase activity, acting on NAD(P)H. Bases 1 to 1035 code for a protein of 344 amino acids. The record is from RefSeq and is a predicted model, not a curated record. The transcript has 2 exons. NCBI's taxonomy places the organism in Eukaryota, Fungi, Ascomycota, Eurotiomycetes, Eurotiales, Aspergillaceae.
AUGAAGGAAGCUAUUGUCGAAUACCCCGUCAAGGUCGCUAUCAAGGACAUUGAUAUCCCUACCCCGCAGCCGGGUCAGGUCCUUAUCCGGGUAGUUGUGUCCGGCUCCAACCCCAAGGACUGGAAGGUACCUAAGUGGUACCCAGAGGGAUAUGGCAACACUGGUGAUGAUAUCGCCGGCUAUGUCGAGAGCGUCGGAGAAGGCGUUUUGAACUUCCGCAAGGGCGAUAAAGUGGCCGCUUUUCACGAGAUGAUGAAACCAGGUGGUAGUUAUGCUGAAUACGCCAUUGCCUGGGAGCACACAACCUUCCAUCUCCCGGAGAAGACCAGCUUAGAGGAGGCUGCCACAAUUCCUUUGGCCGCGAUGACAGCCGCCCUGGGAUUAUAUCAGCGACUUGAGCUUCCUUUGCCCUGGAACCCGACUAAGGAAUCCCUGCCGCUGGUGAUUUAUGGUGGUGCCACGGCAGUGGGAGCGUUUGCUUUGAAAUUUGCCAAGCUGUCCAAUAUUCACCCGCUGAUCGUUGUCGCGGGCAAGGGAAUUCCAUUUGUCGAAAGCUUGAUUGACAAGGAGAAGGGUGACACAGUCAUCGAUUAUCGUGAGGGAGACGACGCUGUUCGCGCUCAGAUUAAGGCUGCUGCCAAAGGACAGCCGAUUCGUCAUGCUUAUGAUGCAGUUUCAGAGCAUGGAAGCUAUCAGAACCUGAUGGCUUCCUUGACUGCCCCUGGUAAAUUCACGGUUGUCUUGCCUGCUGCUCUCAGUGAGAAGAUGCCUGAGGGUAUUGAAGCGUGCCAGACUAUGGUUGGCUCAGUCCAUGCCCCGCCGGCCGAGGGUAAGACCGUUGAGGAUAAGGAAUUCGGUGCUGCCUUUUAUCAGUUCAUGGGACGAGGACUGGCACAGGGAUGGUUCUCGGGACACCCGUACGAGGUGCGAAAGGGCGGAUUGAAUGGAUUGGAGGGUGCUUUGAAGGACUUGGAAGCUGGUAAAGCUUCCGCGACCAAAUAUGUUUUCAGAAUUGCCGACACCGAGUCGGUUUAG